AUGGAGUCCGAUGGUCUUCUUGCUCUGCUCCGAUCCGCUGCCGCCGGUGAGAGUUGGGAGAGUGGGGGAGAGUCGGGAGAGGGGGCGGUGAGGGGCGGUGAGGUUAAUAAAGCACUCGAGCGUGGCCGCGCGCGUGCAGCCGCCGCCGCCCACGUGCACCGCCCGGGCCUGGCCCUGGAGAAACUGCCGAUUCGUGCGUUCCCAGGGAGCCAGGCCCAGGAGUGCUUUAAGCCAAAGUCCAACGCCUCCCACAAUUCGCGCAAAGGCACCCAGGGCCGGACCCCCCCGACCCGCCCCACCCCCACCCCCCACCCCGCCCAGGCCGGCGGCGAUGCCCCCGACGACGCCCCCCAGCGCCGGAGGCAGGACGAAUCGGGCGGCGGCGACAACUGGCGCGAGGAGGCCGUGUCCGCCGGCUCGCUGCGCCAGGUGGACCUCGACAGGGGCGCCAACGGCUGGGCCGCGCCGCCGGGGGACCUGUUCCAGCUGCGCGCGCGCGGCUACUUCUCCGGCGGCGGCGGGAAGCGCGGCAAGUCGGCCGCGUCGGCCGACUGGCUCCUCCGCCCCGCCGGCGUCGACUGGCUCCGCUCCCACGCGCGCCUCGACCACCUGCUCGCCCGCGACGACGUCCCCGUCGCCGCCGCCUUCCGCCGCGCGCGCCUCCGCAAGGACCCCAACGCCCACUUCCUCCUCGCCGUCAAUCUCCAGGUCCCCGGCCGGCCGGACGCGUACAGCUCGGUCUUCUACUUCGCGGCGGAGGCGCCCAUCCCGCCGGACUCGCUGCUCGGGCGCUUCGUCUUCGGCGACGACGCGUACCGCAACGCCCGCUUCAAGAUCGUGAACCGCAUCGUCAAGGGCCCCUGGCUCGUCCGCGCCACCGUCGGCAACUACGGGGCGUGCCUCCUGGGCCGCGCGCUCACGUGCCGCUACCACAGGGGCGACGACUACCUCGAGAUCGACGUGGACAUCGGCAGCUCGGCGAUCGCCACCGCCAUCCUGCAUCUGGCGCUGGGCGCGGUCACCUCGGUGACCAUCGACAUGGGCUUCCUUGUCGAGUCCCAGUCCGAGGAGGAGCUGCCCGAAAAGCUCUUCGGCGCAGUGCGCAUCGCGCAGAUGGAGAUGGGUUCGGCCAAGUACGUGGAGACGGCGUCUGAUGAGCCUGAGACCGCCGGCAAGGCGGCGCCGGGGUUCAGGGUUGGCUCGGCGAGGGUGGCCAAUGAUAGCCGCCACCAGGAACGCGCCAGCGGCAAGGCCAGCAGGUCGAUGAGCUGCCAGGAACGCCUGGGCGGAGGAAAAUAGGCGCGGAACACGCGAGGACGGAUGCUGUAUAAACCAUGAGUUGGAGAAAAAAUGAUUCUUCAGUUUGAGAACCGGCGCCGAGAGAGAGAGGGAGAGCCGAGAAGAGGAAGGCCGGGAUAUUUAUUAUAUUAAUUAAAGAAAAAAAAGGGCAAGUUAGUUAGUUGGUGCCACAGAAUGCAAUGCAUGCUCCCUUCGUCAUCAUCAUCAUCAUCAUCAUCAUAAUGUGAUCAGAGCUGAGACCUGAUCGAUGGCAAAUAUUAGUACGUAGAUCAGUACUCCUGCUUACACAAGUCCAGUAAUGAGAUGCCUCGGUUGCUUCGCUUCUGCUA
Aegilops tauschii subsp. strangulata is the source of this 1628-nucleotide messenger RNA. Its product is annotated as protein ENHANCED DISEASE RESISTANCE 2. NCBI's taxonomy places the organism in Eukaryota, Viridiplantae, Streptophyta, Magnoliopsida, Poales, Poaceae. The record is from RefSeq and is a predicted model, not a curated record.